Molecule: messenger RNA, 2587 nt
Organism: Engraulis encrasicolus (European anchovy)
Lineage: Eukaryota; Metazoa; Chordata; Actinopteri; Clupeiformes; Engraulidae
Exons: 6
Coding region: 391-2529 (712 amino acids)
Source: RefSeq, a predicted model, not a curated record
CCCCCAGUCAAGUCAAGACUGCCAUUGCUGUCAUUAUUCGCAUAUAAAAACGUAAAAGACAUAUUAACAAAUCAUGUAUAAAUCAAUUCAAACUGACUAUAAGUCAAUAGAACAUCAUUACGCCACAGCAACUAUGGCCUUUAGAAUGUUGGUGAUUAUUUGGGCAGGACAGUGAAAGAACCUCACAACUGGUUGUUAUGGUGCUGUUAUGUCAUCACUUAUGACAUCAUUUAGCUCCCUGAUACAAGUAGAAUUGUGGCCGUUGAAUGUAUUUCUUGCUAUUUCUUAGUGCAGUCAUGUCGCAUGUCUCUGCAUUAUUUUAUUGAUAUAAUAGAUUUUCUGUAAUAUACUGAUAAAAAUGCUUCACAAUUAACAUAAUUGUCAAAGAAGAUGAAGAAAGGCUCGGAACGUCCUCCUGGGCCUGCCCCUGGCUCAUCAGGAUCCUCUGAUGUUGCUCCAGGCCCAUCUCAGGACGAACCCUCUUUCUCUGAACUACAGGACUACAUCCUGCACCUCUCUGAUGAGGAGUGGAUGGCGUUCGCCAGCAUGUUUCAUACCCCUAUGACCAGGACACACUUCCUGCAGAUAUGUAAGGCCAUUCUUAGAGUGGUCAGCUUCAGCUCCAUCACCAUGGUCUUGCCAGCCUAUGUGUGCAUGGCCAAGGAUGCUGAAAUGCCUGUCAGCAGACGCUCAAGUGCCACCAGCUUCGCCUCAUCAUCUGAAAUCGCUCCAAAAAGACCUGGGAGUCAGAUGUUCCUCAAGCUGAAAAGUGCUCUCGGAAGCCUGCAGAAAUCUGUGGUAUGGCAGAAGACAUCUCGCUCAGCCGAUGCACCUGCUCAGUACCCUAUGGUGGCAGAACAUGGAAGUGAAUCCCAUGACCUGACCUGUAUGGCAAAGACCCUGGAAAGGCUCCUUUCCAGCGACAAUAUCGACAACAUCGCCAAGGGCCUUGUGGAUCAAAUUCAGGCUGUUCGGCUGAACAGGAGCCCAACUCCCACUACUCUGGAUGGAAAAAUUAGCCCUGGAUCUGAGAGUCAAAGGACCGCUCCCCAGAAGGCCACCCAGGUAGUGUACUCUUUCACUGAACAGGCCAUCAAGGGAUUGCUGAAGCCCAUCCUUCGCCCUCUGGUGGAAUGGAAUGCUGGUCGAGAUGUUGCUACGUCCAGAAUCUCCGUCUCCGGGAUCGGAGGCACACCAGCAGAAAAAUCCCUUCUUGGACAAGAGAAGCCUGACUGCAGCUGCCUGGUAGCCAGGUUAAUGCAAGCACUGCCCAGCGUUCCUCAUCAGCAAACAGCAAAUGUUACAUUUGCGAGAUCAAGCUCUUCUACCGAAGUUGCAAAUGUCUUCUCCCAGCUCAUGACCUCCCAGGUCAUUGACAUGAUUGACUCGGAGAUGGUAAAACAUCUUGAUCAGAAGAACAAAUUAACUUUGGAUGAAGCAAGGAUCCUGUCAACAACACCUGACAAAGAUGAGCCUAUGCUUAAAAAACUCCUUACCACUAGCCCUGAUGCCCAAGGUGGUUUGAUGUCAAGGCUCCUCAAAAGGUUCCUCUCAGAAUUCAAAUCAACUGAAUUGCCUGUCCUUGAUGCAGUUGAUGAUGCCACAGCCUUGGCACCCAUCAGUGAGAAAACACAGUCCGCAUCCGCCAAACUUGAGGAUGUGCUAGGUCUCUUCACAAGUGUGAUGGUUCAUAAAGUGCUGGAGCUCCUUGAUGCCGACUUGGAGGGGAAACAGGGCGGGGACCUUGACCUGACGAAGGGAGUUUAUGGCACUGACACGAGGCCUCAGAGUGCACACAGCAUUCCACUGAGCUCUACAGCUCCUUCCAUGCCACACUCAGAUUCCACCAUCACUGAUAUAUACAAGUAUGUGACUGCCCGUGACAAACAGUUCAUCUCUGCUGCGUGCAAGCAUCCUGGAGACACCGAUGACAAUGGCUGUUUGGUCACAGCACUGGUGCUGCGUCUGUUGACCAAGAUAGACGAUCAGCAGACUUCCACUGCAGAUGCUAAAACAGACACCCAGAAGCUGCUGGAACAACUCCUGCUCGAGUUCACCAAUGCAUCAGGCGCUCUGGACUUCAGUGUGUAUCAGAACAACGCCAAACUGCAGGCACUCUACCGCACCCUGAACACACACCUGCUGAGGAACUUUGGAUCGCGGGGCAUCCUGCAGAGACCAGUGGAUGCAAAGGACUCAUCAUUUGAUGACCUGCUGAUGUCAGCAUUGAACAAGAAGCUGCUGAAACAGUGUGAUGCGGAGGCCACGGCUGGCACAUCAGCCCCAGGUGCCCCACCCCCUCCUGAGCCUCAGACAGGAAGCACAGGCAGCCAGACACGCAAGAGGUGGUUCAGCUUCAAGAUUCCAAAGAGACACAGCAAGAUGAAAGUGUCUCCAACUGACGCCAUUCCUCCUGACACAAAUCAGAGUAACAACGCUGAUGCGGCUGUGCCUGUCCAGAAGCCUCGUAAACGCUCGAUGUUCAUCAGGUUGUUCACGUGUUGCUUCAAAGCCUCAGAGGAAUACUAAACCGCACACUCACACACGCACACGCACACGCACACACACACACACACACACACACACA